Molecule: messenger RNA, 3166 nt
Organism: Annulohypoxylon maeteangense
Lineage: Eukaryota; Fungi; Ascomycota; Sordariomycetes; Xylariales; Hypoxylaceae
Product: glycosyl transferase family group 2-domain-containing protein
Exons: 4
Coding region: 509-2473 (654 amino acids)
Source: RefSeq, a predicted model, not a curated record
AGAAUCCCUACCCAUCUAAUUUCUCAAUCGUACUAAACCAGGCUCCCCUUUUUCCCUAAUUGUUAUUACCUUCAUGAGGUUCAACCUAGUAAUUUUCCAGCUCCUCUCCCGUUUUUUUUUUUCUCUCUUUGCCCUGACUUUACCGAUUUACUACUAGAUUUUUUCCUCCUUUCCUUUUUUUUCCUUCACACCCAGUCAAUACAACCUAAGAGAGGAUCAUUACCAAAGGCCCAAGGUUACUGUGCAGUAGCGCACGAACAUCGCGUUCUCUGCUCAAGCAUCCCAGCCCCCCCUCUCCCUCUAACCCCCUUCCCACUCAACGUCCUUCCUUGUGUUAUCUUUUCCCGAAUUCGCUACUGAACGCCAUUUCUUCUUCUCUUUUCUUCCUUAUUCCUCGUUGGCGCCUCACCAUCACACUCCUUAUCUAUCCCACCGUAGGCCAACCAUCGCCAAACCCCCCCUCCGAGGAAUCAAUCUUUACACGUCCCCUCUCCCCCGCCUGCCCAUCAUGUCGCUCUUCAACUGGUGUACGAGAAGAGCUGGAGGGUUGGCUAUGUUGAUGACACUAGCUCUCAGCUACUAUGUCAUCUCGAGGGAAGCAACUGCGUCGCGAUAUGAUUACAAGUACGCACAGCAAGAUACCUUAAGCAGGCCAACACACUCUGCCAGCUCUAUGUCUGAAGGACAAGGUGGUGGACUAUGGACGGUCGUAUUUGCCUACUACUCUCUAUUAAUACAUAUUCUGGUUUUCGCCUUCCCGAUGCGUUCUUGCUACGCCAUUUUCGACGUUACUCGAGGCUUGACGAAAGCUGCGCGGGGUCGAUCUCUAAGGGAUUUCAAGCUAUCCCACCGUCGUCGCGGUUCAUCUACCUCUCUAUCUAGCUCCGAGACAUUGACCUCUUCCAAAGAAGAUUCUCUCCCUUCCUCGACUACAAGCAGCGAAAUUGGCGAUAUUGAACCUGAAUUCUACACUGAUAAUGAUGCGGAUUCCGACCGUGUCGUUCACGCAAUCGUUAUUCCCAACUACAAGGAAGAAGUCGAUAGCUUGAGGGAAACACUUGACGUUUUGGCGUGCCACCCCCAGGCUCGUGAUUCCUACGAUAUUUACCUUGCUAUGGAACAGCGCGAACAUAAUGUCGAACUCAAGGCAAUGAACAUUAUCCAGGAAUUUGUCAAGAAGUUUCGCUCAAUUGAUUUCACUCUGCACCCGUCUGAUAUCCCUGGCGAGUCUCCUGGAAAAGGUAGCAAUUUGGCAUGGGCUGCGCGCAAGCUUAGCGAGAGAUAUUCUAUGGGCUGCAGGAAGGAUGUAAUCGUUACUGGAAUUGAUGCUGACAGUCAUUUGUCCACCAACUAUUUCGCUCACCUAACUAGCAUGCAUCUAUCGUACAAGGAAACUGCCAGCACUACUCUCUAUGCCGCUCCUAUCAUCUUCGACCGUAACGCACACGCUGUUCCCGCCAUUGUUCGUGUAGCCGAUAUUCUAUGGGCUGGUGCCGGUCUGUCUGGUCUCUACAGUGGUUCGACUAUUGCUCCUCCUACGUCUGUCUACUCUGUGCCUCUUGAAUUGGUUGACCGAGUUGGUGGUUGGGACUGCGACUCCGAGGCUAUCGGCGAGGAUUUGCACAUGUAUCUGAAGUGUUUCUUUGCGCUAAACGGAAAUCUGACUGUGAGAACCAUCAUGAGCCCUGUCAGCCAGAGCAACGUCAAGGGUGAUGGUGGCAAGGGCGUUCAAGGACUCUACAACGAUAUGGGUGCCCGUUACAAGCAAGCUCUACGACACAUGUGGGGAGCUCUCGAUUCUGGCUUUGCUAUCAGGAAGUUCAUGGAGCUCUGGCAAGAGCGCAAGCACACUGCCAGAGCUUUCCGACCUCUACACGUCGCCUUGAACCACCCUACCGAUUCGUACCUUACGCAGACCCAAUUGGAUAUGAGCCCCGAACAGACUCUUGAGAGUGGAAUCUUCAGCGACGUUACUUCUGACACCCUGAAAGAGCCUGACUGGCAACGAAUCAUCUUUCUCUUCCACCGACUCUUCGAGGCCCACUUCUUACCUCUUCAAACCACUAUCCUCAUCAUUGCUUCCACCCUCUACAUCUGGGUUACAGAUGGCAGUUCGGAUCCUCACCAAAUCAGCUGGAUCUUCAUUGUCUGCAACGUAUUAAGAACUGCCGGUUUCAUGGAGGUCGUUCUGAUGCUAUUCCUAUAUGAGCGACUACAUAAAAUCUGUGCCACCACGCGUGAGAGGGAAAUGACUGAGGCCGGUCUCUCCAAGGGAAUGUGCUUCUCUCACCGAAACAUCAGACAAAACUAUGUCGACUACGUCAUGGCACCCCUAGUCGCACCGUUAUACGGUGCUAUCCCCACCGCACAAGCUCAGCUUAUGCACUUCUUCACGCUUGAUCUCGUUUACACAGUCAGUAAGAAGGUCACAAGGCAAAGAGCAAAGUCUAUAAUUGCCAGUGUCAUGCCCUAAUGGACCUUAACGGAUGAGUUGUUUUGAGUUUAAUAAUCUUCGUCCAGGCUGACUAUUGCGAUGGUUGAGCCUGAUGCGCGCUUUCUGUUCGAUUCUCCACAUACCCGUUGAAGACCGAAGAAGCGAGCGACCUUUUCCGAAUUUUUGAAAGAAUAGCUCCACGGAGCGUGUGUAAAUAGAGGACAUGAUGUUGAUAUGCAUGGCAUCGGCAUUGGCAUUCUAGAUACGGGGAUACUUUUUUCUGGGCUCACGGAGUUCAUGGAGCAAAUCGCAGGAGUGAAAAAGACUUCCUGCCGGCAUUCGUUUACGUGGCAAAGAAGAGAAGAGGGCCGGGAUGAACACGGCUCUGUAGUCUAGUUCGACUCGUCGAGGUCGAAGGACACAUCCGUCCAAUUGGGGGGCGGGCUAGCCCAGCGAGGACGACAAGACGGGGGUUCACGAUGGAGAGCAACCCACGACACCUAAUGCGCAAAUCUGGCCCGGUAAUAACUAAUAAUGAAUGUACAUAAGAAGAUCAGUCACCUGACGGGGCUGAAGAUUACGAGCAACAUGGCGACCGAGAAUAGUUGUCAAGCAGUACUCUUCAAGCUUACAACAAUAAAUGAUAAAAAUCGUAUUGCUCUAGAACUACAUAUGCCUCUCAUGAAUUGACGAGUUAGUGACGCAGCUUUUUACCUGGAAUUUUUCAUCCUC